UCGAGAGAACCGAUCUCUCGGCAGUAGCGUUAAGACAGUCCGAGAGAAUGGCUCGCGACAAACGUUUCACCGGCGUUUCGUGUUUGGCCCUGGUCAUCCUCCUUCUGUUCGUGCCAUCUUCGCAUGCUCUCUUCAAGAACGAUCUCUACCCUUACAAUGUUCCAGGAGCGAAUGCACUCGAAUACGACGCCAAUGGGAUUCUUCAAUCCAUCGAAGCGAUUCUCAAAACGCCUAUUGUUUUUUACGAUAAAGUCUACAAUAGCAUAUUCGUAAAUGCAAACGGCGUCCUAUCAUUUUCACGAGCAAUGCAAAGGUUCUUUAACAUCGCCUUUCCAUUGGAUGAUCCGGUGAUCGCACCACUCUACACCCACGUCGAUACAAGAGCAUCAGGAAUGAUUUAUUGGGCUGAGACGGAUUCCCCGGAGGUUAUUGCGAGAGCAGGUGGAAUGAUACGAAGCACGUUCAAGGAUGCGCUUGAUUUCGAGCCGACCCACGUCUUCUUGGCAACUUGGUUAGAUGUUGGUUACUAUAACGAGAAAAGCGAUAAGGUGAAUACUUAUCAAGUAGCCAUCUCUUCGAAUGGCACACAUUCUUUCGUUGAAUUAUUAUAUCCAGAAAAUGGAAUCCAAUGGAUACAAGCAGAGUCACAUCCCAAUGGAUUGCCAGAUGCCAAGGCUCAGGCUGGCUUGAUGAGCGAAGGUCGAAUAACAACAUUACAAGGUUCAGGCACUGAUCAGAUUCAAAAUGCAGAUAAAUGGUCAAAUAUUAACAGACCUGGUCACUGGGCGUUUCAAGUAGGCCCAAUCGAUGAAGGUGAAGAUAUCAAAGCUCCUGAUAGUAUAGAAGAUACCACAAGUGGUAGUCGAAUAAUGAGUUGCAGAACCGGUGCCACGACUUGUCACAGUAAAGCAAUUUGUAUUGACUAUGAGGUUGGCUUUUGUUGCAGUUGUAAACAAGGAUUUUUUGGAAAUGGAAAAUCUUGUCAACCGAAUGACGUUCCUCUUCGCGUCAUUGGUCGUAUUUCUGGUAAGAUCAAUGAAAUUGAGUUUCCAUCGAGGGAUCUUCAAUGCUAUGUACAAACCAAAGAUGGAAGGACAUACACUGCUUUGUCGAGGGUACCAGAAGAGAUAGGCGCAAGUUUUCAACUUUUGAGUAAUCUCGGUGGUGUAAUUGGUUGGCUAUUUGCAAAACCAAUCAGUGAAACUAAAAAUGGAUACGAACUUACAGGUGGUCUAUUCAAUCACACAGCUGAGCUUCUUUUUACGUCCACUAAUGACAGAGUGACCAUGCGAAAUAAUUAUCAGGGAUUAGACGUCUUCGGACAAUUGAAAAUGGAAGCAGAAAUAAUAGGGAAAUUGCCGUAUUUAGAAUCAGACACAAAAGUCGAAUGCGGAGAUCACGAUGAAGUUUAUACAAGAUCGGAAACUGGAAUAUUGCGUUCUCAAAGUGAAAGAACUUGUAAAUUGAUCAGUGGAUACGGUGAACGGGAAUUGAUUUUCACUCAGGAUCAAACAAUCGUUUAUAACGAAUGUCCAUAUGCAGAAAAUGAUUUAGAAGAAGAUUCGACUAGGUUAAAAUUCCAUAGGGGUGUAACAACUUAUGAAGCAAGAGAAGGAAUUAUUAGAUUUGCUGUUAAUACAAAGAUUGCACCUUUAGAAGAGGAAGAUCCAUGUAUACAAGGUAGAGAAACAUGUGGAGAACAUAGUUCUUGUGUCGUUGAUGAAGACAACUUCAAAUGUGUUUGCAAUCCUGGAUAUCAGUACCUUUAUGAAGAAGAUGGUAGCGCCAUUUGCGUGGAUGUCAACGAAUGCACUGCUGGUAAUCACAUGUGUUCCCCCGAUGCUCAGUGUAUCAAUCAAGAAGGAAGUCACGCUUGUCAUUGCCGACCUGGUUUUUCAGGAGAUGGACGAAUUUGCGAAAAACUUCCUUCUUGUGAAGAUAUUCGUUGCCAAACUUACGAGGUGUGUAUAAUAAUAGAAAAUACACCGACUUGCAUUUGUUCUCCUGGCUUUGAUCAAUCUGAUCAAGGCUGUUUCCCCAUUAAACAUGUCUCUUGUGAUAUCGAGAACAAUUGUUCGCCCAAUGGUAUGUGCAGUUUCGAUGGAGAUAAACAAAAGCACGUUUGUAUUUGCUCGGCUGGUUAUAUCGGGGAUGGAUACACUUGUUAUUCUGAAAAUGAUACGAUAACGGAGGAUACACCGCAACCGCAAUGUUCGGACGAAUCUUGUUGGUGUCCAUCAGGAUGGAAAUUGCAAGAUGAUACUUGCAUCAGAGAAGAGGACAGUUAUACAACCGUUGACUAUAUUCGAGAUUCAUCAUGCAACGUGGUGAAUAGAUGUCAUCCUUACGCUCAAUGCGUCUACGUACCAAACACUGGCGAUUACGAGUGUCGUUGCAAUCUCGGAUACGAAGGUGACGGUAUAGAAUGCACGAAGAGAGAGGUGUCCUGUCUGGAAGUCGACAUAUGUGAUCCAAAUGCUUCAUGCCAACACGAGGAACCCAUCGCAAAAUGCAUCUGCAAUCCUGGAUUCGAAGGCGACGGAACAACCUGCAGUCCUAUUGACGAAUGCAACGACAAUACGGAUUGUAUGAAAAACGAGAGAUGUACGUACAAUCCAACGAGUUCUCGUUACGAGUGCACCUGCAAUGCAGGUUUUAGCAUGGUCGACGGUCAAUGUGUAGUUGCGGAUUGUUCGACGAAUCCAUCGCAAUGCCACGUUAACGCUCAAUGUGUUUCCACUGGUGAUGGCGGCUUCAAAUGUUCUUGCAUCGAUGGAUAUCACGGUGAUGGUGUACGACAGUGCAUCGAAGAUCACAUCGGUUGUAAUGUUAUAUUCAAUUGCGGAAAAUUUGCAGCAUGUGGUUAUAACCAAACGACGACAAAUUACGUUUGCAUCUGUCAAAAGGGUUAUUACGGAGAUGGUUUUACCUGUCUACCACAGUCGUCCUGUAAACGAGAUCCAAGUCUCUGUUCUUCAAAUGCUACCUGUGUACCAGCAGGAGACAAUAAUUUUGCUUGCGUUUGCAACGAUGGCUAUACCGGUGAUGGUACUAACUGUCGGACAAGACCCAAACACGAUGCAAAUUUCCUAUUGGUGAACCAAGGAAUGGCAACUUUGAGGAUACCAUUCGUACCGACUCCAGAUAAUUUAGGAAGUCCGAUACACAUAGCAUACACUCAGAUGUCUAUCGCAGUGGAUAUCGAUUGUUCUAAUGGAAAAGCUUAUUCAAGUGAUAUAACUGGUAACAGAAUACUCGAGCUGAGUUAUAACGGUUCGAUUGUCGAUGUAUUCAUCGAUAAGGUCAGCAGUCCCGAGGGAUUGUCGGUCGAUUGGGUCUCGAGGAAUAUUUUUUGGACCGAUUCCGGAAAAGCCACCGUAGAAGUGGCCAGUCUUGAAACGAAGAAACGUAAAGUCCUUGUCUCGGAUGGAUUGGUUAAUCCUCGGGGAAUCGCCGUACACCCGUAUCGAGGUAAAAUAUUCUGGUCCGAUUGGAACCGUGCCUCGCCAAAGUUGGAAUGGGCUAAUGAAGACGGCACAGGCAGAGAGAUCUUCCUUCAAGGAGAUUACGUUAAGUUACCAAAUUCAUUAAGUAUCGAUUGGUCGUCUGAUGAACUUUGUUGGGCCGACGCUGGAACUUUCACGAUAACUUGCUACGAUAUCGAUAAGAAAAAUGUGAACGUCGUUGCGAAGGACUUGAUUUAUCCCUUUGGCUUGGCAAUAUCUCAGAAUCAUUAUUAUUGGACCGAUUGGAAGACACACAAAAUCGAACGAGCUUUGAAGAGUAAAAAAGAAAUACAACCUGCAUUAUCGAUUCCACCUGGUGGAAACGGCAAACUAUAUGGAAUUGCUGUAGUUCCAGAGACAUGUCCCAGAGUAACGAACGUCUGCCAAUAUGCAAAUGGAAUGUGCAACAAUGAUCAAUUAUGUUUGCCCGAUGGACAAGGUGGUAGGACAUGUGCUUGUGCUGACGAUGCUACAGAACCUUGCACGGAUUCUAAUAAUUCUUCGUAGUAGUAUUCUCGAAAGAAAAAGAAAAAUAAGAGAGAGAAGAAGGAAGAAGAAGAAGAAGAAGGAGAACAUGUGAGAAAACGAAUCCUAAUAUUCGAUGAUAACGAAGCUAGGAUAGCAUCUGAAAAGUUCGUGAGAGCAAAAAGACGUUUCAGAGACAAAAAAAGAGAAAAAAAAAACAGAAAGAGAGAAGAGGAAGAGAGAGA
Messenger RNA from Polistes canadensis, 4216 nucleotides. It is a transcript of the gene Ndg, whose product is annotated as nidogen-2. Lineage: Eukaryota; Metazoa; Arthropoda; Insecta; Hymenoptera; Vespidae. The transcript is spliced from 20 exons. Bases 48 to 4013 code for a protein of 1321 amino acids. Gene Ontology annotation, molecular function: calcium ion binding. Gene Ontology annotation, biological process: cell-matrix adhesion. The record is from RefSeq and is a predicted model, not a curated record.